CUUCCUUCACGACCUUUUCCUCCCCAACUCACUUCCCACUCCCUCACUCUUUACCAUCUUCACCCUCAUCUCACUCAUUCCCCCUCCCCUCAACCCCUCCCUAUUCUUCCACAUUACCCCUUCCAUCAUUUCUAUUCUUCUCUCCCCCCCUCCAACUCACCAAGCAAACUCUCCCAUCUCCUCCUCUCUUCCCCUCCCCGUUUCCCGGGUAACCGCAGGUUCCGAGGUCAGGCCCAGUCCUCGGGUUCUCCCGUCGCCUCCUCCGCUCCGCCGCUUCCCGCCCCGGACGGACUCCGGGGAAGGAGUCGCCCGCCCCCGAGAUGUUGAGCAGACUGAGUGCCCUACUGCAGCAGGCCGUGGAGACGUGAGAAAAGUCCCAACCUACUCAACCUCUCUCCAUAACUCUGUGCUUAGAGUUCCGGCAACAUCCUCAUAAAUCUCCUCUGCACUUCCAACAUAAUGGCAUCUUUCCUACACCAGGAUGACUAAAACCGAACGCAAUAUUCCAAAUGCAGACUCACCAAAGGCUUUUAUAAUAACAUAACGUAAUAUCCCAACUUCUGUACUCAGUCUCCUGACCAGUGAAGGAGGAAGAGCCUAUUCAGCUGCUAGAGUCCUUCAUCGGUCACUGGAAAGGAAUCACCAAUUAUUACAUUGUGACCACAGAUGAAAACCUCCCAGUGAGACAAACAGACAUCCCAUGGCACCUAAAGCAGAUGGUGGAUAUACUUAUUUACGAGGAGAAGCAGAGUGGAUCAGGAGAGACAGGACCAUGUAUGGAAUAUUUCUUACAGCAUAAGAUACUGGAGACACUCUGUACUCUAGCCAAGGCUGGGUAUCCCCCUGGCAUGAAACAGCAGGUUUUGGUCCUUGCCACCAAACUGCUAGGGCAAAUUCAGCAGCCAUUACUGCCUCAUAUCAAUGUGCACCGACCUGUCCAGAAAUUGAUCUGCUUGUGUGGUGUGGACUCUGCAUCCAGAACAGAAAAAGAGGAAGUAUACUUCCUAACCAUGGUCUGUGCAAAACUAAAGCAGCAUCCUUACCUGAUCAACUUCUUCAUUGAGAAGAAGAAAUUUGCUAAUUCCAGAAGAUCAUUGUCAUGUUCCUCCAAGAAGACUGAAAUUAAGCAACAGGGCACUGAUUCUGCUGUAGAAUCAGAAUCAAGUUUGACUCCAGAGGCUAGCUCAUCGCAUGCUGACCAACCUCCUGUGGCAUGUAAAAGUCCUGUCUGCCUCAGUACUGAGCAUAGAGGCACUCAGCUGGAAAAGAACCUGCUUCAUGCUAUACUAACUGUGACCUCAAGUCAGGAGAAGCGAUAUGCAUUGAAGGCCUGUGAAAGCUUGCUCUUGUUGGUCACGUUACCAGAGGAAGUGGCAGCAAGAUACAUGAUUGAAGGCACAGCGUUAUGUAGCACGCUGGCUAACAGGCUGUCUGAUCUGUACAAGCUAAUACCGGAAUCCAUUGACCCAGGACAAAUUGAGUCGCUGGAAAGAGUUAACUGGCGGUCACAAGACAGUACCUCUAAAGGCGAGGAUGCAGAAUCAUUUCCAGGGAAAGAGGCGGUGGUUGCUUUCUUUGCGUGGCUGGACUAUUGUGAUCAGCUGGUGAGAGAAGCCCAUAAGGUAACAGCUGUUGCUGUAGCCCAUGAGAUCAGGAAACACUUCUUCUCCGAAGUCCUAGAACCACAACUGUUGCAGGUAUCUGAGAUCGGAAUCCUCUCCUCCACUGCACUGCUAACGGGAAUCCUCACACACGUCACCUCUCCUCAGUUACUGGAUGAGCUGGUUCAUUUUCUGUUGGGGGAUGAACGACAACCGGAGAUUCCAGUGGAUUCAGGCUGUCACCCGCUGCGUUCCCAGCUGAUUAAGCGUUGCAACCACUUGUCGGAUGAGAUCAGUAUGGCCAGUCUCAGAUUCUUCGAACAGUUCCUGCAAAAAUCGCACGAACACAUAAUUUAUAAUCUGGUACUCCGGAACUUCUGUGACCGUAGAUACAUCGUGCACAACACUGGACAUGAGGAGGGAACUGCAGACAACGAACAUGUGGAUGAGCCAGAAGAACUGGAAGAUGAUCCUUUCUUCACAGAUAUCUACCUAGGGAGCAGAUACCCAGCGUCAGACUGGCUUGUUGCACCAGCAGCGUCACAAGCAGCUGCAAAGGCUAAUGGAAAACCAGAGGUCAACAGGAUAGUACACAGCUUUCUUUGUCUUGUUCCUGAUGCAGUAAAAACAUCACAUCUUGUGACAGGAUCUGGCUAUGAAACUUAUCUUGUGGAUGCUCAUCAACUGUUCCAGGGGUGCUGGGCCAAUGUCAGAGGCUGGAAGUGGCCAGCUGACUGCCAUUCCUUGACAAGCCAUCCACCGGUGCUAUUCUAUGAAGGAGACUUCCUGAAGAUGCUGUUUGACAGGAUGACACAGAUCUUGCACCAGCCGUAUGACCUGAAUUUGCAGAUAACAUCUGUGAUUUCAAAAGUUGCACUCUUCCCUCAUCCGCACCUCCAUGAGUAUUUGCUGGAUCCGUUUAUUAACCUGGUUCCCGGCUGCAGGUCUCUCUUCUCUAUCAUUGUCCGAGUAAUUGGUGAUCUCAUGCAGAGGAUACAGAGAAUCCCACAGUUUGAUAACAAGUUACUUCUCCUCAGAAGGCAGCUGAUGGGAUUGGAACCUGAAGACAUGGUGGAUCAUGCGAUAUUACUGAAAGGAGUGAUUGUCCUGGAGGAAUUCUGCAAGGAGCUGGCUGCAAUAUCAUUUGUCAAAUCGUCAACUGAACCCAAUUAAACCAGGAUAGUUGGGAUUGUGGACACGAUUGAACUACGUUACUGAAUGAAGUCCAUCUGUCUCCUCUUCUCCACAGUAUGGAACUUCCGUCCACUAGGAUUUGCAUUUAGCAGUUGGACUUCUUGUCACUGUGCUUUUUAAAAAAUCUAUUCCUCUUUGCCCUGAGAUAAACAUCCUGAAUUUAGCUUGCACCUAUGAGUGGGUGAGCUGUAUUGUGCUGGGAAUAAGGACUUGUUACUCAACUUUAAUCAGCGGAACUCAAUUUGCACCAAGACCAAAUGUUGGUCUCCUGAGUGAUGCUCAUCGCAACACUCGCUCCCUAAACAUCUCCUCUCAGUUUUUCCCAUCCUUUCUUUGCUCCCCUUCCCUUUCUGAAUUUUAAUCUUACAUUGUUAUUAACUGACAAUGUUUCCUGACUCAGAACGCACGUUAUAAGAUUAUAUAAAAUAAUCUGAGUGAAAUGUUUCAACAUUUCAGAGUUGUCUGAGAGUAUAUAAAUGCAAGUCUUAUUCUUUAAAGAUGAAUUAAUUACACUGGACAGCAAAUUCUUUCCGAAGUGUUGGUUCUUCAGAUUUUUUUUUGUGGUUACGUGGCUUCAAGCUGAGCUCAGAUAUGAUUUCAGACUACUUGUAUCAUGUAGGAAUUUGGAGAAACAAGAAAUUAAUUUUUAUUGAAUAUAAUAUGUUCAAUUGCUGAAGCUUUGCAAUAGGUCAACUAAGCUAAAAAUGUUUUGAUGAUGAUUUUCAUCUUUACUCAGUGGCUUCUUGCUUGUAUGUCCAACAAAAAUUAUCCAGCAAUGGUGGGUUCCAGUUGCCCUGAUACUGUUUCUCCAUGACCAUAAUGUCCUUUCACCUUGCUCUUCACUGACAGUGCCAAGAUUUGCAGGGAAGUUGUCUAAAUGGGAAUGUAGAAGAUGAGUCUUUAGUGACAUGUUGCACUUCAUGGUUUUAUAGUUUGAAGUAUGUUGACAAUAGUUUGGUGCUCUGUAGUUGCCAAGAAACUUUUCAACAUACCUGAAUGCCUUCCAUUGAAUUUUCUCCAGUCACACUAGAAGUUCAUCAACUUGCCUGUUGUUGAUGACCAUUUUGAUUGGUAGUACAACAAAAAUGCCUUUCCAACUCUCGGCAUUGGUUAUUCUGGAAAACAUCCAUCUCAAGUAUUGAAAUCUUUUUCCUUCACCUUUCAUCGCUGUCACAAAAUUUUUAAUAAGCCCCAAUUUUAUAUGGAGAGGAGGCAAAAAUAGCUUUGUAGUCUACAAGUGGCUUAUGUGUCACACUUUUCUGCCCUGCUUACAAAGUGGCCAGUACUUUUAAAUGUACUGAGAUUUUUUAGCAUAGCUGUCUUAUUUGCAAAUGAAGCAACAGUAGUUGGUGUAUCUGAGCAACAUUCCCAGAAUCAGCACCACUGCUUUCAGAUCACCAGUUGUAUUUGCUGUAUUGUAUGUGUUUCAACAAGACUUCUAAAUUUCGGUAGUUUUCUUUCACGCGUACUGCAUAGCCAAUUGGUGUUGAAGGGUGCACACUGCCAUCAUGUAGUCGCUCAGUUUUCAGGCUUAACACUGAAGAAUCAAUAACAAGAUACCAUUGUUGUGGGUCUUGCUGGCAACCCUAAACGUACCCAGGCUUGCCUGGACAAGAUAGAAAACUUUUAAGCUUAACAUUGUGGGCAACAUUUUACUGGACUUGAAUAACAAAUUGAAAUAACAAAUUUAGACGAUUCCAAAAAAGUGGUGUGUGUUGGGGAAGUUUCAUGGUGAUUUUCUUGAUCAGCAGUCUACAAUAAGAUAUACCCAAAAGUAUUCAGGGAACACAACCUUUGUUGUCCUGUGUUAUAAGGCUCUCAAGUUAUUUGGAAAUGUUGUCUGGUACAAGCAGCAUUUUAAUGAGGAUUCCCUAUUAUUUAAAAACAAUGUUUCCCACAAUUUGAGAUUGGUGGCAUGGUCUUCUUAAGAAUCUAGAACAGUACCUGCAAGAGAAUGAAAUCUUCACCUAAUUGAAUAAACAUUUGUGUUCUUUGGUG
Messenger RNA from Hypanus sabinus (Atlantic stingray), 4793 nucleotides. RefSeq names its product FHF complex subunit HOOK interacting protein 2A-like. The transcript is spliced from 18 exons. The record is from RefSeq and is a predicted model, not a curated record. Lineage: Eukaryota; Metazoa; Chordata; Chondrichthyes; Myliobatiformes; Dasyatidae. The coding region runs from base 717 to 2774 and encodes 685 amino acids.